Aspergillus pseudoviridinutans is the source of this 990-nucleotide messenger RNA. RefSeq names its product 5'-methylthioadenosine/S-adenosylhomocysteine nucleosidase family protein. The transcript has a single exon. The record is from RefSeq and is a predicted model, not a curated record. Gene Ontology annotation, biological process: nucleoside metabolic process. Bases 1 to 990 code for a protein of 329 amino acids. NCBI's taxonomy places the organism in Eukaryota, Fungi, Ascomycota, Eurotiomycetes, Eurotiales, Aspergillaceae. Gene Ontology annotation, molecular function: catalytic activity.
AUGGCUCCAGUUUCGAUGCCGAAUCGAGCCUUCACUGUUGGAUGGAUCUGCGCCCUGCCUACAGAACGAGCGGCAGCAAUGACCAUGUUGGACGAACUCUACCAUGAGCCCCAAGAACAGCAUCCAGCAGACACCAAUCAGUACGUAUUGGGACGAAUCAAGAAUCACUGCGUUGCCAUUGCUUGCCUUCCAGCUGGCGAGUACGGCCUUGCUCCAGCGGCCGCGGCUGCACAACAAAUGCUCUCGAGUUUCCCCACGAUCCGAUUCGGCCUGCUAGUUGGAAUCGGCGGUGGUAUACCAGGGCCCGAUAGAGAUAUUCGGCUUGGCGAUAUCAUCAUCAGCGAACCGCAGGGCCAGCUUGGCGGCGUUGUGCAGUACGACCGCGGGAAGACAUUCGCGCACCGGUUUGAAAGAACGGGGUUCUUGAACGCCCCGCCGAGAGUGCUGUUGAACGCUCUGAACGCUCUGAAGGCGAACCAUCUUCUAGGUCAAUAUCGCAUUCCCGAGUUUCUGCAGGAUAUAUCGAAGAACCGUCCUGCGGCCACGGCACAGUUUUUCGCACACCCGGGGCGCGAGAAUGACGUUCUAUAUGAGGUGACAGACGGAUCUUCGGAUGGUGAUGGAUCUGGCGAGGUCGAGCUGCCAGUGCAAAGGCCUGGCCGCCAUAACGACGACCCGGUUGUUCAUUACGGCCUCAUAGCAUCUGGCAACCAGGUAAUCAAGGAUUCGAGAACUCGGGACCGCAUGAAAAAGGAGCUGGGCAAUGUCCUGUGUUUUGAGAUGGAAGCAGCGGGUUUGAUGAACGCCUUCCCCUGCCUUGUCAUUCGGGGAGUCAGCGACUAUGCCGAUUAUCAUAAAAACGACCGCUGGCAUGGCUAUGCGGCUGCCACCGCUGCAGCUGCUGCCAAAGAAGUGCUCUACAGCGUCCGCGCUCAAGAGCUCGAAAGCACAGAUACCGCGUCGAAUGCUAUCGGUAAGCCCACUUCUUAA